Messenger RNA from Penicilliopsis zonata CBS 506.65, 513 nucleotides. RefSeq lists its product as hypothetical. The coding region runs from base 1 to 513 and encodes 170 amino acids. Gene Ontology annotation, biological process: vacuolar protein processing. Gene Ontology annotation, cellular component: intracellular membrane-bounded organelle. The record is from RefSeq and is a predicted model, not a curated record. NCBI's taxonomy places the organism in Eukaryota, Fungi, Ascomycota, Eurotiomycetes, Eurotiales, Aspergillaceae. The transcript is spliced from 2 exons.
AUGGCUCAGAAAGCAGCCAAAACCCUUGCGGCCCGCAAUGCCUCUGUCCUGCUACGCACCCAUAUUACGACCCUCUGCCUGCAUGUGGUCUUCCUCCUGUUACACUGGCUCUUCAACCGCCCACGGUCCAUGUGGCAGUACUUUGUCUUCGUCUGUCCCACACUCCUCAUCGAGUUCUACCUGGAGCGUCUGGGUCGACCGCGUUUCAACCCGGCUGACGGCUCGCUCCGGUCUGCCGGUGAGGAUCUCGGUGCAUCGGGGCUGACGGAAUACAUGUGGGAUGUCCUCUACUGGACUUGGGGCUGCAUGGGGGCUGUCUGUGUGUUCGGAGACCGGGCCUGGUGGCUGUGGGCGGUCAUCCCGCUGUACUCGGGCUGGUUGGCCUACACCACCGUUAUGGGCAUGAAGAGCGGGCUGGCCGGGAUGGGAGGAGCUGGAGCGGGUGAGCCUGCUGCGGAUAGCAAGAGACAGAAGAAGAUGGAGAAGCGGGGUGCUCGCGUGCAGUAUCGCUGA